ACCCUCCCCUCCAACUCAUCAUUUGUAUUUGAUAUUCAUUCAUCUCAAUUUGUCUCAUCACACAUAACACAACCCAAGAGCUGCAUCCCAAAUCCCACAAACAAUGAGCAAUUACCAGAGAGCACCCCAAGAACCCUACCCUGAUUAUCCACCUCCAGGGUACGGAUCGCCUUAUCCCCCACCACAGGGCUACCCGGUGACUCAACCGCCACCGGGUUACCCAUCAGCGCCGCCGCCACCUGGCUACGAAGGGUAUCCUCCGCCACCGCCACCUGUGUAUGCUGGUUACGCCGCGCGUCCUCAGUAUGAAGGCUACCAGGGAUAUUUCAAUCAGGGGUACCCUCAGCAACCUCCUCCUCCUCCGCCUCCCGGUUACCACUGCCACCAUGACCAACAUCAUCAUCAUGAUAGCCCUGGUUGUGCUUCAUUCUUCCAAGGCUGCUUGACAGCGCUUUGUUGCUGUUGUUUGCUAGAGGAGUGUUGCUUUUGAUGAUAAUCACAUCUAAAGUUGUAUGUUCAGUUUGGUGCACUUGGUUGGUUAUAGCUCUCUGGAGGAAUAUUGCUCAUAUGUCUCGCUUGAAUUGUUUGGGAUCUGGUCAGUAUUAGUCAUUCUGGUAACUCUUGGUUGUUACCCUUGCCCUUUCUGAGUUGUUCAUAGUUUAUGUGAUGUGGUCUUUGUGAAUAACUCUAUGAAACUUUAAUGUGUUGGAAAUUAUAAACAGUAUUUUGAUGUGGAAUAACAACCUAUAUAUUAUUGAUCAA
Lotus japonicus is the source of this 762-nucleotide messenger RNA. RefSeq names its product cysteine-rich and transmembrane domain-containing protein WIH2. The record is from RefSeq and is a predicted model, not a curated record. The transcript has 3 exons. Lineage: Eukaryota; Viridiplantae; Streptophyta; Magnoliopsida; Fabales; Fabaceae. Bases 104 to 490 code for a protein of 128 amino acids.